ACGAAUCUAAGAAGUAGUGUGGUAAGGCACUUUUUUGUCCUUAGACUUAGUUGGCUGAGACGGACGCAUGGCGAUCUCAAUAGCCAUUUUGGACUGUGAUUUACUGUUGCACGGCCGUGGUCACAAAACCUUGGACCGCUUUGACGUGGGCUCUGUGUCAGACGAAUUCCUCGUCUCACAGUUUGGCUUCCCCAGAGAAUUCAUCCUGUACUUGGUAGAGUUACUCAGAGAGUCCCUCUGUAGACGCACACAGAGAUCCAGAGCCAUCAGUCCUGAGGUCCAGGUGCUGGCCGCGUUGGGGUUCUACACGUCGGGCUCUUUUCAGACAUCAAUGGGAGAUACGAUUGGAAUCAGCCAAGCAUCCAUGUCCAGAUGUGUUUCCAAUGUGACCAAAGCUCUGGUUGAGAAAGCUCCUCAGUUCAUCACGUUGAAAAGAGAGGCCGUGAUCCGAGAGCAGACCUCCCAGGAGUUCCAGAAGGUGGCAGGAUUAACGGGCAUUCUUGGAGUACUGGACUGCGUUCAGGUCGCCAUCAAGGCUCCGAACAGCGAAGACUCAUCCUAUGUUAACAAGAAAGGCUUUCACUCCAUUGGGUGUCAGCUUGUUUGUGAUGCCCGAGGCCUACUACUCAGCGCAGAAACUCACUGGCCCGGUGGGCUCAAAGGCGUCGAUGUUCUGGAAAAAUCUGCCCUUUUUAAAGAACUGCAAGAAAUUGAGGGCUAUUUUCUGGGUGACAGCCGUUAUCCUCUAAGGAAGUGGUUGCUGACCCCGGUGGAUUGCCCUGAAUCCCCUGCAGAGUUUGGAUACAAUCUCGCUCACACGGCCACGCAUGAGAUUGUGGAUAGAACGUUUCGAGCCAUCCAGACUAGAUUCAGAUGUUUGGAUGGAACCAAAGGGUAUUUGCAGUACUCACCAGAAAGGAGUGCAUCCAUCGUGUUAGCUUGUUGCGUUCUCCACAACGCCUCCCUGCAGUCAGGUUUAGACGCCUGGACUCUGGAAAGGACGGACCCGCCGGAGCAACCCGAAACCCUGGAGCAGAGGCCCGAGGACCGUGACGAUCAGGCUGAGAAGCUUCGCAAACAGCUCAUCCUGAAACACUUCAGCUAAUGUGUCCCUGAACUCUGCAGGGCUUUGCUCAAGAACAAGCCGAGAUCACACAGUUGUAUUGAAACCAAGAGAGUCAAGAGACAGUGAUGCUGAUGCAGAUUUUUAAUAUUUUGCUGGUUUCUAAUCUACUGACUACACUAAUAUAUCAGGCAUAUAUAAAGGAACAUGCAACACGCUGUACAAAAACAACAAGAAUCUUCUGUGAACAUUACUUGAUUUACUUCCUCAAGUAUUUGUGACCCAGCUUUCCCAAACAAUUUAGUUUCCUUGUUGUCCAGGUUUGGAAAAAGUGACCAAAUCCUCCCUCCAGCCAUCCAUCCAUCCAUCCCCUCCCAUUAAAAGACUUUGUAAUGCAUUUCCACAGGCAAUGACACUGCAAUCCACUAAUUAGGCCCGCAUUCACAAUGGCACAUCAUUUAUGUACACAAAUGCAUUGACGUUGACAUUACAAGCAUGACAAAAUAGCAUUUUGUGGGUAGAUCACACUAAAUACAACGGAUGGAUACAGAGACAGAUUAUUCCAAUUGUCAAUUAAAGGCAUCUCAAGACUGCA
Molecule: messenger RNA, 1658 nt
Organism: Syngnathus typhle (broad-nosed pipefish)
Lineage: Eukaryota; Metazoa; Chordata; Actinopteri; Syngnathiformes; Syngnathidae
Gene: harbi1
Product: harbinger transposase derived 1
Exons: 6
Coding region: 68-1105 (345 amino acids)
Source: RefSeq, a predicted model, not a curated record